CAAAAAGAAAUAAAUUGCUGAGAUCUCGUAUAUACAAUAUAUAUAAAAGAGGGCUUGAAUUGCUACCGACCGAAAAUGUGCAUCUUUUUCAAUAUCACCAUAUUUCUGCACUUUCUUGUCAUGUAUUUUAAACUGGCAUUAGGAUGCACACCACAUGUUAAAUUUGAGCAGGGCAUGAGAAUAGUGACUGAUGUACUGUAUCAGAUCCCUGGGAUUGGUUUAAACAUGUGUUCUGCUGAGUGCCUCGCUCACACGGACUGUCUGUCUGUUAAUUACAACAUGGAACAUUUAAUAUGUUACCUGAACAAAGAGGACUCCGUCACAGAGAGUGCAAAGCAGUAUGUUUCUGUGACCAAGAGCCAGCUACAGAUCGUAUGCAAGGAUUGUUUGAACUCUUGUGAUCUGUCAUGUCCUCCAAGACAUAAAUGUAUGAAGUCCACGUCUGGUGCGGCUACAUGUGUCGCCUUAGACUGCGGAGCUUUUCCUUCGCUUGAGAAAGGUAAGAAAGACAAAGAUCAGGACAAUACAGCGAUUGGCGCUGACGUCACCUACUCUUGUGAUAAAGGCUUUGCGGUAGACGGUCCACUAACUAUAACCUGUUCUACCAAUGGCCAGUGGACACCACAGCUUGGACGCUGCUUACGGUGCAGCCAUAUUCCAGAGUUGCAAAAUGCAAACACAAAAGAUAAAAAUCGGGCAUUCAAUGCCGUCGUAACGUAUUCAUGCAAUCCAUGUUAUGAGAAUGUCGGAGAUAUUUCUAUCAGCUGCCUCGCAAAUGAAACGUGGACUCCAAUCCAGGGUUAUUGUAGGGACAUGUUAGUCACGUGUAACAGUGAGCCUCCUACUAUUUCCAAUGCAGUUCUUACCUCUGGCUACGAUAAUUUUUGUGGUGCAAUGGCAGACUACAAAUGUAAUGAAGGAUACCAGGGAAACCCGAGUUCGGUAUGUCAGGAUGAUGGAAACUGGCACAUACAUGGACGAUGCAAAGCUAUCUGCACUAAUGACUAUAUCGAGGAAGAGCAGAGAAAGGGGGAGUACAUCCAGUUGUGUUGGCGGGUGUUUACAAAUACGAAGACUUACGAUGAGGCCAUGGCAGAUUGCGAGACGAGUUCCAUAAACGGGAGACUACUCAUAAUCAACUCGAACCUUAAAAGGAACAGAGUGAGCUCGGCCUUAAUAGACGGCUUUGGAAUGCCUAAUAAGACUCUUUAUUUUUGGGUAAAUGGGAGAUACGGUGUACACGGAACCUGCUAUGGAUUCAGUAAUGGUGAACUUAGCAAAGACAAUUGGAUGAAUGGACAACCAGAUCGCAGCGGCAACUGUCUAGCGGUUUCGUCGGCGGGUUCUUAUAAAUGGAAUGACCUCGUAUGUACCAGGAAAUUUGCAUACAUUUGUGAGGCUGCUAUAUACUAAAAACAGAGUAACAUGUUGUAAAAAGUAUAUGUACAAUUAAUUCUCGAUAAACCGCCACCCUUUGUAAUUUAGAAAUCAUGGCGGUAUAACGAAUUUGGCGAUGAAUUGAAUUUCCCAUCUUUUAGAAAACAAGAAGAAGAGUUAUUGUUCUUAGAGAUACCAUUUAGCGUUUCUAUUCUUAUUGUUACAUGUACAUGUAUAUAAAAACAUAUUUCUGAUUGAAAAUACUUCAAGUAAUUUUUUUAAUGUACAAUUUCGCUAAAACAAAAUGUGCAAUUAUGAAAUAAAGACAAAUAUUUGUAUAUGAAUGUAAAUCUGCACGUUCGAUAUUGAAAAAAAAAACAUACUGGGUCGAUCGUCGUGAUUUAUUGCCCAUAAUAAGUAAAAUGAAUUCUUGAAUAUGUUCAUUGUUCAUGGUAUCAUUGUUGAUGGAACGUUCACAAUUUAUACCGUAUGAUUAUUUUUUCCAGCAAACUUU
Molecule: messenger RNA, 1891 nt
Organism: Saccostrea cuccullata (small rock oyster)
Lineage: Eukaryota; Metazoa; Mollusca; Bivalvia; Ostreida; Ostreidae
Product: sushi, von Willebrand factor type A, EGF and pentraxin domain-containing protein 1-like
Exons: 7
Coding region: 76-1413 (445 amino acids)
Source: RefSeq, a predicted model, not a curated record